AUGACCUCCUCCUCCUCCUCCUCCUCCUCCUCGCCGUGCUCGGGGCUGAAGGCCGAGCUGAAGCUGCUGGCGUCCAUCUUCGGGCGCGAGCACGAGCGCUUCCGCGUCGUCUCGUGGCGCCCCGACGAGCUGCACUGCCACUUCCUCCCCCGCCGGACCCCCCCCCGCGCCCCCCCCGCGCCCCCCGCCCUCUCCAUCCGCUGCAACAUCACGGAGUCGUAUCCCUCGUCCUCGCCAAUAUGGUUUGUGGAAUCAGAUGACCCGAACUUGACGUCCGUGUUGGAGCGCUUAGAGGAUAUUAAGAAAAGCAAGACUCUGCUUCUCCAGCAGCUGAAGCGAUUGAUAUGCGACCUCUGCAGGCUCUACAAUCUUCCCCAGCAUCCUGACGUCGAAAUGCUAGACCAGCCGCUGCCGGCGGGCCAGAACGGCACGACUGAAGAGGUCACGUCGGAGGAAGAGGAGGAGGAAGAUAUGGGUGAAGACAUCGACCUGGAUCAUUACGAUAUGAAGGAAGAGGAGCCCGUGGACGGGAAGAAGUCGGAGGACGACGGCAUCGAGAAAGAAAACCUGGCCAUCCUGGAAAAAAUCCGGAAGAAUCAAAGGCAAGACCACCUAAACGGUGCAGUCUCCGGGUCGGUGCAGGCGUCGGAUCGGCUUAUGAAAGAACUCCGGGACAUUUAUAGGUCGCAGAGCUACAAGACAGGGAUUUAUUCAGUGGAGCUUGUAAACGACAGCCUGUAUGAAUGGCAUGUAAAACUUCUAAAGGUUGAUCCCGACAGCCCGUUACAUAGUGAUCUCCAAGUCUUAAAAGAAAAAGAAGGCAUAGAAUAUAUUUUACUCAACUUCUCUUUUAAGGAUAACUUUCCCUUCGACCCUCCAUUUGUAAGAGUGGUUUCACCGGUGCUCACUGGCGGGUACGUUCUCGGCGGAGGUGCCCUGUGCAUGGAGCUUCUUACUAAACAGGGCUGGAGCAGUGCCUACUCGACGGAAUCGGUCAUCAUGCAGAUCAACGCUACGUUGGUCAAAGGCAAGGCCAGAGUUCAGUUCGGAGCAAAUAAGAACCAAUAUAACCUAGCAAGAGCACAGCAGUCCUAUAAAUCUCUAGUACAGUUACAUGAGAAAAAUGGUAUGUAUGGCUGGUUCACACCUCCGAAAGAAGACGGUUAAUUUUUCCGACUUGCCUACCCUCGGACCAAUGUCGACGAAAAAAGAUUUCCCUUCCAACACAGAUUCAAGCUAUGAAUGCCCUUGUUAACAGCCAUACUGAAGAUUCUAGCUAAUAGAUAAAUAGUUGGGUAAUCUGUUGACUGAUGCACGCAGUAUAAGUUACAGCCGUACAA
Messenger RNA from Euleptes europaea (tarantolino), 1340 nucleotides. RefSeq names its product ubiquitin conjugating enzyme E2 Q2 (gene UBE2Q2). The record is from RefSeq and is a predicted model, not a curated record. The coding region runs from base 1 to 1167 and encodes 388 amino acids. NCBI's taxonomy places the organism in Eukaryota, Metazoa, Chordata, Lepidosauria, Squamata, Sphaerodactylidae. The transcript is spliced from 13 exons.